AUGUCAAGGGAUCUACUUCAAGAUAAUAAUAGAAUCAUAAUAAGAAAUCCAAUAGAGGGUAACAUUAGAAGCAAUUACAUACCUAGUUCUAAAAUACAAAAUUACAAUACUUUGACACCAAUUGCAAACAAUUCUGGAAUUGCUCAAUCUUACUAAUACUAAGUCUAGCUAUAAAACAGUUAUAUUGGCUAACCAUACAGACAAGGUCCUGUUAUCAAUUAUUUCCCAUAUGAAAAUAUUACAAAAGCCACUAAUAAUUCAAUGAAGUAAAUUAACUAAAAGCACAGAAGGACUAAUUUGAUUUAAGCUGGUUUGAAUAAUCUUAGUUUUAUUGGUAUACCAAAGAAGAAGAUUGAGGUAUAUGAAAAACCUCAAGCAAAUUUCAAGAUAAAAACUUAGCCACCUUCUCCAUCUAGAUUAUUACCUUAUCAAAAGGUGGUUUAAUUUUAGACUCCAGAUGAGCUAUACUUUGAUUCGCAAAAGAAUAAUGACUUUUAAUAUUAGUAAAAUAAUGAAAAUAACUAUUAAAAUUUGGUGCCUACAUCAUUAUCAGUUACAGAGAGGUUUAAGUUUUUGAAUAACCAAGAUAAGUUGAAAAAAGAUAAGGAUAAAAGAGAAUUCUUGGCUAAGAAAAGAGAGAUUGAGUUGCAGGACGACCAAGAGAGAUAUGCCUUGAAAUUUCUAUUUAAGGAAGAGAAAAAGCAUAAUUAAAUAGAAUAAUAGCAGAUUAAAGCAAUUACAAAUGGAUUAGAUAAUAACGAUUUUGAUUAUACAGCACAAAAUGGAGGUGUUAAUAACAUAAAUAGUCUUGUUAAUGCCAAAAAGCAGCUUAACGUUUCUUUGAGAGAUUUAGGAAAUCAUGGAGUUUAUUAAAUGUCUGAAAUGGAAGAUGUGCUAUUGCGAAAAGUAUGUGAUUGCAUUUUUAGCAGAAGACAAAUGUCUAAACGGGAAAAAGACAACUCUUCAUAACAGAUGAAAGUAGAUUCUUCAUAUUACAUCACUCCAAAGUACAAAGAAUUCGUUAGAAGAUAAUCAUUAGAGAUAUGGAAUUAAGUUAUAGCUAUGAACCUAGGAAAUCUAUUAGACUAAUUGAGAUGGGAUAUAUUUGAAGAAAACUUUGUCAUUUUCCUCAUUGAAUAUCUUGAUGUAAAAAACCCUAUCCUAGAUAGAAUUAAUUGGAGAUAGAUAAUAUAGGAGAUAUGCAAUUAAUGCACAAAAUAGAUAUUAGACAAUGAUGAAAUCGUUAUACCCACAAACAGUGAAAGCAAUGAAAAUUGUUCAAUCAAUGAUCAAUUUAAAGUGUUCAAAGAUUCAGCCGAGAUAAAUAAGAACAGCAGCUUAUAUAGAUACUGUGAUGGUUCUUGGUAUAGAGGACCUAGACAAAAUAAAAAGCGUUCUGGUAAGGGCAAAUUAAACUUCAUAACUGGAAAAAUAUAUGAUGGUGAAUUUUAGCGAGGAUUAAGACAUGGAUAUGGUAUUUAUAGCUUUGUUUAGAAUAAUGAAAAUAUCAGUUUCGAAAAAAGAGGACUCUGUUUCUAUAAAGGAGAUUUCAAAAAUGAUUUAAAGGAUGGUUAAGCUACUGUUGAAUUUGCUGAUGGCUCACGGUUUCAUGGCACAUUUAGAGCUAAUCUUCAAUAUCAUGGAACAUUUUAUUGGGCUCCUGAAAAUAAGGAUUAUUCUGAAUUAAGUUAAAGAGAAUAUACUGGCUAUUGGAAAGGCCAUUUAAUGCAAGGAAAAGGAAUUUAUUCAGAUUAGUAAGAAGUAAAAACAGGCAUAUUUAAGGACUCAAAGCUAAAUGGUGUUGGAAUACAAUCUCACAUUGACGGGAAAUAUUCAAUGAAAGGAGAAUUUUCAGAGGAUAUCUUAAAUGGGUAAAUUUGUGAGAUCGAAACUGAAAGAGGUAAAUAUUUAGGAGAGUCAAAGAAUGGAACAAUGAAUGGUCAAGGUAUAAUGAAUUUUAAAAACGGAGAUAUUUAUGAAGGAGAAUGGAAAGAUGGGAAAUUUAGCGGAAAGGGUAGAUUUUAGCAAUCAAAUGGUGAUUUCUAUACAGGCUUUUGGCUUUAUGGAAUGAGAAAUGGAUAUGGUAUAGAAAACAAAGAUAAUCAAAAUUAUUCGUAUGAGGGGGAUUUCGUAAAUGAUAAAAGACAUGGCUAUGCAUUAUUGAAAUAAAUAAUUAUUGAAGGGAAUGAUUUAAGAUCUCUAAAAUAUAUGGAAUAUGCUGGUAGCUUUGUAAAUGAUAGAUUCUAAGGUUCUGGUAAAUUGAUAAUAUAUACAAACAAAUAAAAAACCGUAGUUCUUGAGUACUACGAGGGAAGCUUCUCAGAAAAUUAUAAAAAAGGAGUAGGCAAGAUGGUGAAACUGAGAGAAGGAUUCGAGGAUAAAAUGGAGAGGGAGUAUGAGGAAUUUAUUGGUGAUUUUUACAAUGAUAAACCACUUAUAAAUAGUGGAAUUUCAAAGACAAUCAUGAAUUUUCAUUUCUGA
Molecule: messenger RNA, 2481 nt
Organism: Stylonychia lemnae
Lineage: Eukaryota; Ciliophora; Spirotrichea; Sporadotrichida; Oxytrichidae
Source: the annotation of a GenBank genome assembly